AAGAUCUUGAAAACUUUACCAGGUCCGUGAGAGAGAAAACUACAUGACACUACACCAUGAGUGACAGUAAAUGUGAUAGUCAGUUUUACAGUGUUCAAGUUGCAGAUUCAACAUUCACUGUACUAAAACGUUACCAGCAAUUGAAGCCCAUAGGAUCAGGGGCACAGGGCAUUGUUUGUGCUGCGUUUGAUACAGUCCUUGGAAUAAAUGUUGCUGUAAAGAAGCUGAGUCGUCCUUUUCAGAAUCAAACCCACGCAAAAAGGGCUUACAGAGAGCUUGUUCUUUUAAAAUGCGUCAAUCACAAAAAUAUAAUAAGUUUAUUAAAUGUAUUUACACCACAGAAGUCACUAGAAGAAUUUCAGGAUGUAUAUUUGGUUAUGGAGCUGAUGGAUGCAAAUUUGUGCCAGGUUAUUCACAUGGAAUUGGAUCAUGAAAGAAUGUCUUACCUGCUUUACCAAAUGUUAUGUGGUAUCAAACACCUCCACUCAGCUGGUAUCAUCCACAGAGAUUUGAAACCCAGCAACAUAGUAGUAAAAUCAGAUUGUACGCUCAAAAUUCUGGAUUUUGGACUGGCAAGAACAGCGUGUACUAACUUUAUGAUGACUCCAUAUGUAGUAACGCGGUAUUACAGAGCACCAGAGGUUAUCCUCGGCAUGGGAUAUAAAGAGAAUGUUGAUAUCUGGUCAGUUGGGUGCAUCAUGGGAGAAUUGGUGAAAGGUUGUGUGAUAUUCCAAGGCACUGAUCAUAUUGAUCAGUGGAAUAAAGUUAUUGAACAGUUAGGAACACCAUCAGCAGACUUCAUGAAGAAACUACAGCCUACAGUGAGGAAUUAUGUAGAAAACAGGCCAAAAUAUCCUGGUAUUAAGUUUGAAGAGCUCUUCCCAGACUGGAUAUUUCCAUCAGAAUCUGAUCGCGACAAGUUAAAAACCAGCCAAGCAAGAGAUUUAUUAUCAAAAAUGCUUGUAGUAGAUCCAGACAAGAGAAUUUCUGUAGAUGAAGCCUUACGUCAUCCUUAUAUUACUGUCUGGUAUGAUCCAGCUGAAGCAGAGGCUCCUCCGCCUCAAAUCUAUGAUGCACAAUUGGAGGAAAGAGAACAUGCAAUUGAAGAAUGGAAAGAAUUAAUAUACAAAGAAGUAAUGGAUUGGGAAGAAAGGAGCAAGAAUGGUGUGGUAAAAGAUCAGCCCUCAGCACAGAUGCAGCAGUGAAUAGCAACACCAGCCCUUCCCAGUCAUCAUCUAUCAAUGACAUUUCAUCCAUGUCAACAGAGCAAACAUUGGCCUCAGAUACAGACAGCAGCCUCGAUGCCUUGACAGGACCCCUUGAAGGAUGUCGAUGAUCAGCCAGGAUUGCAGACUUGGCUUUGGAAAAGAACUCUUGCUUCCGUUGGGCCUGAAUUGCUUGUAAGUUAAUGGAACCAAGUAGAAAAACUCCAUGUUCUGCAUGUUCUGCUAAAGUAAUGCCUGUUUUUUUACUCAGUUGUUAUGAACUUGCCUGCUUAAUAUUGUAGAAUGAAAGCAAAUCAAUGUCUAAAGAAUGAAAAAAAAAA
Molecule: messenger RNA, 1546 nt
Organism: Apaloderma vittatum (bar-tailed trogon)
Lineage: Eukaryota; Metazoa; Chordata; Aves; Trogoniformes; Trogonidae
Gene: MAPK9
Product: mitogen-activated protein kinase 9
Exons: 11
Coding region: 57-1205 (382 amino acids)
Biological process (GO): protein phosphorylation; JNK cascade
Cellular component (GO): cytoplasm; nucleus
Molecular function (GO): JUN kinase activity; ATP binding
Source: RefSeq, a predicted model, not a curated record